AUGGGAGGGAACUGCCGAGCCAGGUGCCGGCUUGCAUGAUUCAGCAGAAGACAAAGGGACAAAAUCAAUAUGACUGUAUAGCUGGUGGGGAUGAGGCUAGAAACAAAAGUUGGGUGAAGCAAGUGCCAUGCACCAGUGAAGUAUUGGCUUGUGUUUUCAUUUUAGAAGUUAUGGAGCCCUUGCUAUCCAUGUGACCAUCAGAAAUCACAUUUUAAUCACCUAACAUGGGUGGCGCUUGGGACGCGGGUGGCGCUGUGGGUUAAACCCCAGAGCCUAGGGCUUUGCUGAUUAGAAGGUUGGCGGUUCGAAUCCCCGCGAGGGGGUGAGCUCCCGUUGCUCGGUCCCUGCUCCUGCCAAACUAGCACAGUUCGAAAGCACGUCAAAGUGCAAGUAGAUAAAUAGGUACCGCUCCAGCGGGAAGGUAAACGGCGUUUUCGUGCACUGUUCUGGUUCGCCAGAAGCGGCUUAGUCAUGCUGGCCACAUGACCCAGAAGCUGUACGCUGGCUCCCUCGGCCAAUAAAGCGAGAUGAGCGCCGCAACCCCAGAGUCGGCCAUGACUAGACCUAAUGGUCAGAUGUCCCCUUUACCCUUAACAUGACAACACCUUCUUGAAAAGACAUCAGAGUUUGAAGGGUUCUUUUUAGAAAGGGGGUUUGCCCCUCACUGGGUCAGUAAACAGAAGCUAGAGUUACAGUAGUUAAUCUCCCUUUUGGCAAAAAAAGAUCUGCCAGCAGCAUCAUGUAAAACAUCUUGAACUGCCCCAAAUUCAUUUAAUUUGAAAUAAGGGGUGCUUUAGGGUCCUGGAGAGGAGAGGAGAACAGUGCAUCAUAGCCUUGCAAACACAGAACUUUAUUACGAUACUUUAAAACACAGUAUUAAAUGAUUUGGAAAUAGUAACAAAUCUUAUUGCUGCGAAACUGCGCAGCGUAAAAUUGGAAAAAGCAUUGUGCACCUUCAAUCUCAGAGCAGUAUGGACUGCCAUAACAAAGUAUAAGUUAACUUCCUAUAGAAGAGCUACUAAUAACCAGCCAAAUAAGUUUAUAUAACAAUGAGCUUUAUCACACUUAUCAAGAUAAGAUACAACUGUACAAUAGGUUUUCAUUAUUGUAAUAACUUGUGUGCAAACAUUUCUUUUUAUUCAUUUUUGGUAUGCAUUAAUAUAAUUGCUAAAAAAAUACGUUUAGAAGAACACCGGGUUUAGGUUGCAGUUACCUGGGAGUGAGUCUCAUGGAUCUCAGCUUAUUUCUUAUUUCUGAGUAGACAGGUAGAGAACUGCGCUGCCUAGAUUCUCCCUAUUGAGACUGCAGAAAGUGCGCACGACGCAGUUUGGGGGGACACGAAUUUGGGGGCAACAAAAAGAGCUGCUGUGUCUCGGAUGGUUUCCCCUCAACACGCAAGUCUUCAAACCUGCCUGGAUCCUCUCUCUGCCCCAAAGGAAAGCCCGGCUCAGGUGAGGGGGCGGGGCGGGGGGCGGGGUCCUGGCGGCCCCUCCCGCGCCGCGCUCGCCAAGGGCCGCCCCCCCGCCCCGCCCCGCCUGCUCCCUCGGCCGCUCCCGGGGCUGCGCGGACGUUGCCAGGAGGCGGAGUGAGUGAGGGUCGCGGGAGAGGGGAGGGGGUCCCACGGGGGGGUCCCACCGCGCCCCCAGGGCAGCGGGCCGGGAAGCCCCUUCGCCUGCGGCGGCGCCCGGAGAAGCGCUUGGAGGCCCCGCUGGGCCUUCCGCGACGGGCCUCCCCUUUCCCUGGCCGGGGCCUGUGAAGGGAGGGCCGGGGGCGCCGAGGGCCGCUGUCAUUACUGUGGUUCAGUUGGUUGCUCGCUUUAAGACGCCCCCCCCGACCACGAAGGAGGGUGUUUCUAAGCCCCCCCCCCCCGGCCAGCUUCGAAGAGGCCUCGGUGGUUAAAGGCGGGAGGCCUGUGGGGAGAGAGGGGCGUUUCCGCCUGGCGCCCCCACCUCGCUCCCUCCCAAGCGGGGCCGCUGCAGAGGAGGCAAUGGGAGCUCGGCGGCGCUGCCUCGGUUGGGCCGAAAGCGGGAAAUGAAAUGGUGUUGGGAGUCAAGGAGGACCUUGCAGCAAAGCCGGGUUUGGCGCUGUAGCCCCCCCCCGCGCCCCCCUAAAGCGCCAUAAAGCAAGCCUGGUGGUAUUUUAAGGACCAGCCAAUUGGUCAUGGCGUGAGCUUUCAUAGAUAUUCUCUGCGCCUGUGGAGUUUUAUCAGCAAAGCACAAACAGAAAAGCACUUCCAACUUCAAGAAACAAAGUAAAAUACUCUUGAGCAUAUGGAUUUUCAUGCUUUAAACUCCAUUAAUUCAUUUCUUUUGCUCUCUUCCCACCAAUAAUUACUAAAAUAUGUAGAAAACGAUAAGGACUUAAUAUGUGCCCCCUCCCCCCAAAUAAGCUUAGGGCUACAAUAAAACUUUGCUCCAGGAGAGUGUCUUCCAGGAGACAGUAUUGAAUAGCCUCUGGCCAAAUGUGGUUCUGAGAAGAAGAACCUGUCAGGGGGCUGUGCCCCUGCCCAUGAUAUUGUGGUAUAUAGAAGUGAUGAAGGAAUAGGGGGUAUGCACACUAAAAUAAUGUUGGGACUGCUCCAAAUCUUGACGCUCACCUUGAUGUGUUAGUGUCUAUGUGAGAUGCUAUUGAAUCACAUUUGACCCAGUCACAUCCACAGCCAUGCAUUUAAUGUUCAUUCGGAACCUUUGUUGUGUUGGGAAUUUUAGCUCUGUGAACAAACUGUAAAAAAGAGUAAGAGAUAGGGGCAUACACCCCACAGGAAGCUUUUGGGCCUCCCUGAAUCCUUCACCCAUGCAGUUAGAGACGACUCCUGGGGAUGAGGAUGCAUCAUUUGUGGAGCCUCAAAACAGCUUGCAAAAGAUUCUCAACACCGUACUCUAAUCUCCGUCCCCUCCCCCACCCCCAUGGGCUGUUCUGGGGGGUUCCCCUGACCCCUUCCAGAGCCAGUUUGGAGGGCCACCCUGCACACAGCACCCAUAUGGAUGCAGGAGUCUUCAGGAAGCUUUUGCUGCUCUUGCUUUUGAUUUUUCCGGGUGCCAUGCUUACGCCCUCUCCCACAGUGCUCCUCUACAGCUCUGGAGUGGCUCUGAGCAACUGGAUUUCACUUGGUACAAGGUGAAAGGAGCCUUCCCUCUGUUGGCUGAUUUGUGUGGCCUAUCUCUUGGGGACAAUCUGUAGCCAAUUGCGUAAAAUAAUAGGAGGGUUUAAAAGUGGAUUGUACAUGGCUCUGCGUUUUAUAGACAUGCUUGAAAUUCUUUGAAGGGUAAAACUUGAUAAGAUAGUGUGUUUUAUCUUGUUUUUGUGAACUGUCCUGGUAGCUCUAUGGAGGGCAGUAUAUAAAUCUUUCAGAUAAAUGACACAGCAGUAGGCGGAUUCCCAGGCACCUUGCCUGCUGCUUUACGGGAGCAGAGGUUGAUAGGCCUCUCUUCUGUCCAAUGCAGCCUUGUUCCUGCUUGCCAGCUGUCAGAUGCUUCACAGUCCCCGCUUCUUACUCAUUCUCCCUGGUUUUCCUGGUCUGCUCCGUUGUGCAGCAAUGAGCACCAUCACUGGCACAUUUCAGCUGCAGCAGCCCCUCAACUACCGAGAGGGUGCCCGCAUUGAGCCUGUGGAUGGAGAUCACAGCGAGGAGACGUAUGAACCAGCAACUGGUAAUUAUCUCCAGGGUGAUGUUCUGGGGGGAUGUGGGCUUCAGGGAGUGCAGCCCAGUUGCUGCAAAAGGUGGCUUUGGAAUCCCCACCCCAGACUCUGUAGUACAUCAAUUUGCUAUUGACUUGGCAUUUUAGAUAGCAUUCACAUUCAGUGAUGUGAGGUGAGAAUAUUAUCAAGAAUGAGAAUAUUCUCGAGAAUAUUCUCUACUAGAAAAUUCCACUCCACAAACUGUAAGAACCAGUUUUACAACACUCAUUUAAAAAACCUAGUAAAUAAUAAGUCAAGCUGUGAUAUUGGCAGUGUAAAUAAUGAAUAAUGAUUUUUUUGAUCCAGUUACAUUACUGGGCCUUGUGUCAUUCACCAUUGGCAGUUUUGAAAUGUGAGCUACAGAAAACAAUUUUUUUAGUUUUAAAAGUGCUUUACAUUUAAUAUGAUGAACAUUUGAAUUCAUAUGUAUUUCAACUGUAUGUAAUAGCCUUUUUUCUAUUUUGGUGUGAUCUUAUUCUUAGCAGUUCUUGGCCAUACAGUGUGAUUAUUUUUACAGAAAGUAGCUUUAAUGCUUUAUACACUUAAAGUACCUAGGCCUAUACAAUUAUGUGUAACAGCAUGUGAGGUGGCCUUGAUUUAAACAGUUGUUGCUUCUAUAUUUUUAUUUAGUGCCAGUAACUGGUUUUUGCAGUGCCAUUCAAUGGUACAAGGUGCCAUAUUCUACUAUUUUAAAUGAAAAUUCUCCAAUAUUUUCAUUAAUUGAGAAUAUUCUCAAGAAUUUUCUCCAAAAGAUUAUUCUCAAGAAUUUAACAUCACUAUUUACAUUAUUCAAAUACGUUUCUGGCUUAGAUUUAUUCCAACCAGAAGAAACAGGAAUCUAUGACCUUUGAAGCUGUUGGCUGGCUGCACUCGUGCCAAGGUGCAUUCUGAAUUGUUUAUCUUUUAAUGCUUGAACUUUGAAUUUGCUGAUUGGUAAAAAAAUGUGGCUGAGGGCUGAUAUGCAAGACUUGCAAAUAAUGGAGACAGUGGAGUACUGGUUUUUGUCCAGACACAUCUAUUUUUUAAACUAUUGUAUUUGCUGUAACAAUAAUAAAUGAUAAAGAUGUUUAUAAAGAUGUUGGUCAGUGUCUUUAUAAAUGACUUGGAUGAAAGAAUUGAGAGGAUGCUCAUCAAAUUUGUAGAAAACACCAAACUGGGAGGGGGAGCUAAUGCCACAGAAGACAGAAUCAGGAUUCAAGAUGACCUUAACAGACUGGAAAACUGGGCCCAAGCUAACAGAAUGAAUUUCAGUUGGGACAAAUUUAAGGUUCUACACUUAGUCAGGAAUAACCAGCUGCACAACUAUAAGACACCUGGUCAACUAUAAGACGUACAUGUGAAAAGGAUCUAGGGGUCUUAGUAGACCACAUGCUAAACAUGAGUGAUGCAGCAGCAAAAAAAGGGAAUGCUAUUCUAGGCUGCAUCAACAGAUGUGUAGUGACCCAAACAAGGGAAGCAGUAGAAUUGCUCUAUUCUGCCUUGUGGCAGAGCCAUAGCUAUGGUAAGGCUAGCCAGGGGUUUUUUGCCCCGGGUGAAGUCUUCAGAGGGGUGCCAUUGAGGCUCCUAAAACCUUGUUUUUGACCCAGGUGAAAUCAAGUCUAGUUUCAUCCCUGCUUGUGGUGUCCAGUUCUCAGCAUCACAGUUUAAGAAGGAUGUUAACAAGCUGGAACAUAUACAGGGGAGGGUGACCAAGGUAAUCAAGGGUCUGGAAGCCCAGCUUCCAGACCCUUAUGAGGACCCUUAUGAGGGUCAGUUGAGGGAGCCUGGAAAAGAGGAGACUGAGAAGAAAUAGGAUUACCAUUUUCAAAUAUCUUAAGAGCUGCCAUAUGGAAGAUGAAGCAAGCUUGUUUUCUCCUGCUUUGAAGGGUAGGACUUGAACCAAUGGAUUCAUGUUACCAGAAGGGAGAUUCCAAAUAAACAUCUGGAAAAACUUUUUGACAGUAAUCUGUUUGGCAGUGGAACGGUCUCCCACGAGAGGUGGUAGACUCUCCUUCCUUGGAGGUUUUUAAGCAGAGGUUGAGUGGCCAUCUGUCAGGGAUGCUUUAAGCAGAGAUUCCUGCAUUGUAGGGGGUUGGACUACAUGAAUCUCAGAAUCCUUUCCAACUCUAUGAUUCUAUGAUAAGUUAGAGAGUCUUAUUGUCUGUCAUUUACCAAAAAUCAUUGAUACUUUACUGUAUCAUUUUCCCUCAAGCAUGGAUUCCCCCCUCUCUAAUAAUCAAUAAAUAAACACCGUUUAUUCAGUUCCCUGUGUAUGACUAUGUAUGUCUCUUUAUAUGUCUGUCUACACAAUAUAAUGUCAGGUCCUGUUUUCAAUACAAACCUUUUGGAGCAAUUUCUUCAGAGAUGUGCAGUGUCAAAUAUUUGGCAAAUCACUUUCUUGCUACAGUUAGCAAAUCAACAAAAAGCAAAUUUUGAACUUGGCUUGUUAUAUUAUUCAAUAAAACUAUUUGGGGAGAAAAGGCAAUUUAAAAAAAUCUGUGGUAAUGCAUUUUCCAUCAUAAACCAAAGUGUCCUGAUGCCAUUGCAGUGCCAUCAAAUGGGAUAGAGGUUGCUGAGUUUCCAACGUGUCUGAGAAGUCAGACCAUUUCCCACCCAAUUUAAUUGGCAUAGAAUAUUGCUUAUAUAAGCUUAUUUUAUUUUUAAUUAUUAUCUUGUUCAUUGACACCAAAGAACCAAAUUUAUAAUACUUUAGUCUUGAACAUCAGUUUGUGUUCUUAUGGCUAAUUACCCUGCUAAAGGUGGGCAGGGACAGAGCUGUAAGUGAGUUUCUGCCUGCCCUUUUCUUCCGGUUUCCCCCCUCGCCACUUUCAUGAAAUUAGGCCAAGGGCCAUGAAUUGCCUACCCCUGGUGCAGGCAUGGGUGUGAUGGGACGCUUCAAGCUUUUCCUCUUGGUAGGCCAUGUUGCAGAAUAAAUAGCUUUUCCUGUUCAGCACACAGCCUGCAGUCCUAUGCAGAAGAUAAUAGAUGAACCACACUCUGUCUCUUAAGAAGCAUAGGAAAAAGAAAGAAUAGAAACCCUGCCCAAUAAAUAGUUGCUGAUGUACAAUAUUCAGAAGAAUUCCUUGUCAAGCCUGAAUCCAGAGAGGCUCAGUUGGACAUAUCACAAUGGCCUUUACAUCUCAAGAACUUUGACAAGCUGAAAGUGAGGACAGCAUGCUACACACUCCUUCCUUCCGGUUGCAAUCUCUUAAGGAGAGUGAUUGGCGAGUGUGUAAGGAUGGGCUUCAUCAAUUAGAACAAGCCUCCCAGCCCUUCUUCUAUGAAGUGGUGGUCUGGGUCUGCUGCAUCCUCCAUGUUGAGAAGAUUGCACAGUGGCACGCUGGACCCAAGUGCCUGGGGGGUCUGAUUGUGUGCAUUGAGCAAGCCACAUGCAUAUGAAUAUGAACCAGAAAGAAGAUUGGGUACUUUCUGGGUGAGCUGUGCAACCAGGACCUGCAUCUGGAUGCUAUGUGUGCACCUGGGCUCGUUGCCGAGAGUGGCAGGUCAGAAGCAGGAGCUUUGGCAAGUGUGAUCUGGGGUCAUGGGAGAGAAGGACAGUGCUGGAUGCCUAGUGGCAAUAUGACAACAGCAAGUAUGAGACUUCUCUCAGGAGGGUGAUCUUCCCCUUGGAGAAGCUGCUGACAUCCUACAAGCGAUGGGGGCCACCAGGUGGCGCAUUGGAAGACCCACACGAGGUAAUUAAGAGGCUGCUAUGGGAAGUAUGCAGCCUUCCCGGCCCCCCCCAAGGAGAUGGGGGGGACUGCCUUGCCAGCGGUGUCCAUAAUUCACCCCCGGAUUCGAAAGAAGGGGGUGCGGACACUUGGCACAAGCCCUCGGGUGAAGUCGGCUCUUCCUGACGCUGUCUCCAAUCAGCGCACUGGUUCGCUUUAGCUCGAAAUAUAUAAUUGGAAAUAUAUAAUUGGAAAGAAGCUAAAGCACAUACAUCAAGCGAAGAUCGGGAGUAAAGACUGCUGAUUAAUGGAUCUCUGUGAGCGGAGCGACGGGCGGGACAAAUAAAUCAAGUGAUGAAUCACCAUUAAGAGACUGGUAUGUUUGGAGUGAAACGGAAAGGGGGUGGAGGAAAAAACUUUUCUUUUUUUUGCCUUAUGUGAGUAUUAAUAACCCUCCACCCCAGAGAGAAGAAUUGUUGCAAUUUAUUAAUCACAAGCAGGAAUUCAAGAACUGUGGAGUGAAUUAUUGAUCAAAGAGAGGAUUGGCAAACAUCGGAGAACGGAGGAAAGUUUUAUGACGCAGUUUUAAAUGGUGUCUCGCCAAGACAGGCUUGCCUAAGAAGGACGGGGGGAGGAAGACCAGGGUCAUCGGAGUAUGAAUGGUGAUCGGAAUGUGAUCUGGACCUGGCAGAGCCCUCUGAGAUAUGCUUGGCAAGCCUGGGGAAAUCAACGGACAGACUGAGGGAAAGUUUUUUACGGAGGUGUGGAAAUGGUGUCUGUCCUUAUGUGAUAUGAUUUUUGGAGAGUGUAAAACCCACACAGAGGAUGUUUGUUUUCAACCCGCUUGUGAAGAUUAUCAGAGAUCGCAAAGAAAGGAAUAUAUGAUAACAACAAGAAGAUGAGGAAAGUAAUAAAGAGACUAUCUGGAUAGAACUGUCUCAUUAAAGCAGCAAUAUAAGUGAUGCUUGGACCCCUGUUCGGAGCUUGAAGUAUGUGUACCCCCAACAAAAAUUUAAAAAUCUGGCUGUAUAAUUUGGAACUAAUGUGAUUUGGAAAUAAUGUGAUUUGAUUGGCCUGCUAAUAAAAAUUAUAUUUUUUUAAAAAAAGACAUCCUACAAGCGACUGGUUAUGAAGGACAAUGCAGUGAACGCCGUUUGUUAUGGUGAAAAGAGCAUGUGACCUGGCCUGCUGUGGUAUGAAGACAGCCUCAAAGUCCAUAAGAACGUUGUUAUCAGCACAAAAGGAGAGGCCAUUUGGACAGCCAGUACCUUGAUGACAACUGCAGUACUUGCAGUCAUGGAGUUAUGCCAAAAAUCAAGCUUGUGAUAAUGGAAAAGACACCUACGCUCACAAGUGGGUGCUUGUCCCGAAAGCUGCCCAGAAGACGAUGAUGAUCAAGGCGAGUCUUAUUGGACACUCACAGCAAGCCCCAUGAGAAAAAUCCCCAGGCCUGGAAGUAUAACUAUGUGGGUUGCUGGAAAGGAAAGCGUAAAAGAAGUCGUCCCAGUGGAGCCAGACAAAGAAGGUCAUGGAGAGUGUUGGGGAACACGGAGCAGCAGCCUCAUCUACCUCAGACUCUUCAGAGCUACAAGCAGAAAUCAAGGAAGAAGAAGAAAGAGACGAUAGAAUCAGAGCUUGCUGAGAGUGGCGGGAAGCUAGUUGAAAUGGACAGUGGCACAAAUGUGAAGAAGAAGAAGAAGAAGAAGAAGAAGAAGAAGAAGAAGAAGAAGAAGAAGAAGAAACAGCUCAGAGUAACCUGUGAGAACCACCCUGACCAGGCAGCCUGAACCAGCCUGAGGAAGAGGAGUCUGAAAGCCCAAUCCAUUGCAAGUGCAGAAAAGGCAGCUUUCCAAGAACUCUGAAAAAUACUUUCUUUGCCAAGUUUCUGGAUCUUACAGUUACAUAUGAUUUAAGCAUGUAAGUAAUAGCUAUUGACAUCUCAAAAGAUUUUCAGUCAACUCAUCGUAGAACUGUAAAAGCAUGGGGGGGAAAUGCAGGAGAAACCAGUUUUGCCUCCACUUUUAACCUUCCUAAUGGCUGGUGGAAACAGGAUACAUUAUGCAAAGCAAACAAUUUACAAAUUAAACUUGCUUAAUCAGUAUGAUUGUGCAGAAUUCUGCUUUUCUUGUUGCUGAAUGUGGACUAUCUUGAGUGCUUGUUUUUAAGUGUGCAUUGGUCUAAGUAUAUUUUUAUGUUGUGAACCUUCCUGAGAUCUGUGGAUGAAGGGCAGUAUACAAAUGUAAUAAAUAAUAAUCCUCUUUCUGGAUUGUGGCUUUUCAAAAUUAAGGAAUGUGGCCAUUCAGAUAAAUCUGUAAUAGUAACAUAAAAUUAAAAUGCAAGACCUGCUUCUGUAAAAGCUUUUUGUGACAGAGGUAUGCUAACAAGUUGUGCUUUAGAAACCUGAAUUAUUAUUAUUGUUGUUAUUAUUUUCCCUUCAGGGCGAGUUAUUGGCAAAUUUCUCUUCUCUGGAGAGAAGGAAGUAGAUCUGGCUGUGCAAAAUGCACAGGCUGCCUUUAAAAUAUGGAGUCAGAAGUCAGGCAUGGAACGGAGCACUGUCCUGCUGGAGGCUGCCAGGAUAAUCCGGGUAUGUGUUAAAAAUCACAUGAGCCAGCCCAGCCUCCUCUCAGGCAGCGUUGGCUGCUUUCCAAGGGGAUACCUUUUCAGCCAUUGCCCACCAGUUUUGACUUGGCUUAAUAACUCUAGUUUGUGGUUGCUGCUGGCCUCUCUCUUCUCCUGAGUUCUGUGCAAUACUUGAAGAAUGAGAGGAGAUCUUGUGCAAGGUGUCAAUAGAAGGAGAGGGUGCUAGAGAGGGAAGUGCAUUUGCCCCUGGAAGCCAGAUUUGUGGACUCUGGUUUGCAGUGCUGUGUCAAUCACUAACCUAUUAACAGCUCUAGGUAAGUAAAAGUCACCUUUGCUCAGAUUGAAAGCCUUGGGGUGUCCUUGCCUUCCCAACCUUAUCAUACUGCUCAGAGCUGCUUUAUAUGACGUGUGCUCAGACCUGCUUUAUAUGACAUGUGCUAAGAGCUGCUUUAUAUGACAUGUGCUUGGAGGCCCUUGGAUCAUAGCUGCCGUUAUGCCUCCGCCAUAUAGCCAUUGCUUAAUUCGCCAAAAAGAGUUAAGGUGGUUUUUAUUCUUGUUGGCUGACUGCAUUAUUCUGAAUUAUUUGUACUUUAGUGGUAUUUUGAUAUGUUUUAAUGUUUGUUUUUAUUUUGCAUGUUGCUUAAAGGCUCAUUGCAGGAGGUUGCUGGUAGUAAAUAAGAGCAGUUCAAGAGAAAAGCCCUCUUGGUCCUGCCACAUCCUGCCGACACACACGUUACGGCUACUUGGAGUUGCAUGUUUCCUCCAUGGUGCUGCUCACCUUAUGGAAUUCCCCCCCCCCCACACACACACCCUGAGCAUUCAGCAGGGGCCAACAGUACUGCUAUUUUACCAGCUACUAAAAAUGUAUCUGUUCAUAGAGGCCUUCCUGUUGUACCGUAUUUUUCGCCCUAUAGGACGCACCGGCCCAUAGGACGCACCUAGUUUUUUGGGGGGGGGGGGAAUAAAGGAAAAAAAAUCCCCCCCCCCAGGUGCGGGGCUGGGGCGGGGGAAGCCCAAGCUUCCCCCGACCCCAGCCCCCAGAACAGGCUGCUAUCCGCAAGCCUUCCCCCACCAGCCCUGACAAACUCUGGGAGUAUUCCCCACCUCCCGCAGAAGUCGCACGCUCUUUAAAGGGGCUGCGCGGCUUCUAUUGGCUCUUCUAGCUUGGGGAUGGCUGCGCACAAAGGAAGGCUGUUCCCAAGCCAGAACAGCGAGACAGAGGGCUCCGUCUCGCUCUUCUAGCUUGGAGACGGCUGCGCGCAAAGCCUCUGCAGGGCACCCGCAAAACCGGCAGAAGCCGUGCGCUCUUUAAAAGGGCUGCACGGCUUCUCCUGGCUUUUCUGGGAGGUGGAGGGAUUCCCUCGCAAAAGCCUGCAGAAGCCGCGCAACCCCUUUAAAGAGCGCGCGGCUUCUCCUGGCUUUUCUGGGAGGUGGGGGAAUUCCCCCACCUCCCUGAAAAGCCCGCAGGCUGCCAUCCGCAAGCCCUGGGAGCCCGAGGGAAGUCUCGCCGGGCUCCCAAGGCUUGCGGAUAGCUUCCUGAAGCCUGCAUUCGCCCCAUAGGACGCACACACAUUUCCCCUUCAUUUUUGGAGGGGGAAAAGUGCAUCCUAUAGGGCGAAAAAUACGGUACCUUUUUUUUGUUCCUUAGACACAGCAGAUAUAAAUGUUUAUAAAUGUAGUGUUUUAGUGAAUUGUCUUCAGUUAUUAUAGUGCACAUUGCCUUGUCAUGUUCUGCUUCAAAAGUGGUAUGUACAUUAUUUUAAUAAAUGAAUGGCUAGAAAUAGCUGAUUAUAGAGCACAAAGAAAUAUGCACAAAUGUAUAUCACUUCGCAGUUCUAGCUUUUUUGGCACAGACGUACUUUUGGUGGAAUAUAAAGGAAGCUUGGGCAGCCACUUAAUUCCAGUUCCAGUUGCUGCUAGCAUAGUUUGAUUCAUACUGUGUCUCUGUUGGGAUUCUAGGAGCGAAGGGAAGAAAUAGCUACCUUGGAAACAAUCAAUAAUGGCAAAUCCAUAACUGAAGCCCGAAUAGAUAUUGAUACGUCUUGGCAGUGUCUGCAGUAUUAUGCUGGCUUAGCUGGCUCCCUAGCAGGUGAGAGUCUGCAACUCCAUUUGUUAGUUCUGUUGCAUUAGCUCUGUAUUUUUUCAUUCUUCCCAUGUCGUCUAAUACACUCCUUGGAACAGUACAGAAGUCAAAUGUGGGUAACAGCUUCAAGUCAUGGGAGGAGCCUGAAUGUUCAGACAGGAAACAUUUGUUGUUUAGAUAAUAUGGUUUGCUACUUUUUCCAGAAUUCUUGUAUUCCGCUUUAUGCAGUGAUGUCUGGAGUCCAGCUCUUCUACUGGGCAUGAAAAAUGGUUCUGUGUGUGCAGUGUUGUGUACUUGCUGAAACUAAUAUGACAUCAGGUGGCUCAGCUACAAAGGAAAGAAUCAGGAUUACCAGUUCCUCCUUUGCAUCAGAAAGUUGGCCCUUUUUAAAUGUGGUGCAACAAAAAAGGUGCCAAGUUUCCUUAGUGACUUCUUGAUGCAAAGGAAAAAUUGGGAGUGCACUUAAAGCAUUCUCAAUUCUUCUUCCUUGUAUCCACAGCUUGAGCUUUCUUGCACCUGUCAUCACAUAUGAUGGGCAAAUUUUGCCCCAAACAACCUGCUGAGCCAACCUCUGAGACCUAGCAGGCCGAAUAAGCAGGCUGGAGGUUCCCCAUCACUAGUCUCAUAUUUAAAAUGCAUUAUUUCUUCUUUUUAAAGCUGCAGAAAGAAACUUCACAGGCAGCCACAACCAACCAGGGCCCCUACAGAAUGUUUCCAUGCUGAAUUUGUUAGGUUCCAGUGGGCACGUGGGGAGUUUCACUCUGUGGAAUGGGGAGAUGACUUGGGUGGUGGAUGUAUCAGCAUAUCCCAAUAUUUAGCUGCUGAUAGAUCACAGUGUUGAAAACCAGGUAUCACCCAGCCCGCCCAGGUAGCCAAUUCAGAGCCGAAAGCGUAUCACAGAAAGCACCAUGAGGGAAGAAAUGCAAAAGCUAUUAGGUUACAAAGCAAAACAGAACUCUUUCACCUCAAAAAUACAAUUAAGGAAAACUACCAGUAUAAAGAAACCUUUAGGAAUUUGAGUAUAGUGCUGGAAGAUCAUGCAGUGGCUAAAAAUCAAUAUCUGCAGUCACUGGUGACCUUGAACCACAAAGGUGGUAAAUUGGAGCAAUUAAAUGAAAUCUUUUUUCCUCAGGAAGAAGGUCGCACUCAGGAUCCAAAGCAAAAAGCCAUUCAAAUGGACUCAAGGAAUGGGGACUUAUUUGCAAUCCUUUUUAUAAUAUAAAAUGUGGGACGCGGGUGGCGCUGUGGGUAAAACCUCAGCGCCUAGGACUUGCCGAUCGCAUGGUCGGCGGUUCGAAUCCCCACGGCGGGGUGCGCUCCCGUCGUUCGGUCCCAGCGCCUGCCAACCUAGCAGUUCGAAAGCACCUCUGGGUGCAAGUAGAUAAAUAGGGACCGCUUACCAGCGAGAAGGUAAACGGCGUUCCAUCUGCUGCGCUGGCUCGCCAGAUGCAGCUUGUCACACUGGCCACGUGACCCAGAAGUGUCUGUGGACAGCGCUGGCUCCCGGCCUAUAGAGUGAGAUGAGCGCACAACCCUAGAGUCUGGCAAGACUGGCCCAUAUGGGCAGGGGUACCUUUACCUUUACCUUUUAUAAUAUAAAAUAUACCAUAUGUUUUAUACUCUUUUUAUUCUUACCUCUUUAAAAUGUUUUGGUUUGGUUUGUUGUGGUUUUUACUUUGCAAGCCACUCUGACCAGCUGUGCUGCUCCUGCUCAUCUUGCUUUGUCCUUCCUGUCCAGGCCAGCACAUCCAGCUUUCCGGCGGAUCCUUUGCUUAUACGAGAAGAGAACCUCUUGGAGUCUGUGUUGGAAUAGGAGCCUGGAACUACCCUUUCCAGAUUGCCUGCUGGAAGUCUGCCCCGGCUUUGGCCUGUGGUAAAAGAGAUGCUCUAUAUGAGGAGUGAGAAUGUGGGUGUCAUCCCAACAGCUAGUACCAGGGGGUGGCUUUGUAGGGUGCCCAUGCAUGGAAUAGGGAACAAUGCUCUGCAAUAUUAUAAAGUCAAGUAUUUAAAUGGCAGAUGAAGAAGUAAACCAUUAGGUCCAGUCGUGACCGACUCGGGUUGCAGCACUCAUCUCGCUUUAUUGGCCGAGGGAGCCAGCGUACAGCUUCCGGGUCAUGUGGCCAGCAUGACUAAGCCGCUUCUGGCAAACCAGAGCAGCACACGGAAACACCGUUUACCUUCCCGCCGGAGCGGUACCAAUUUAUCUACUUGCACUUUGACGUGCUUUCGAACUGCUAGGUUGGCAGAAGCAGGGACCGAGCAACAGGAGCUCACCCCGUCGCGGGGAUUCGAACCGCCGACCUUCUGAUCGGCAAGUCCUAGCCUCUGGUUUAACCCACAGCGCCACCCGCGUCCCGUGAAGGAGAGAGAACACAUUAAUGUGGAUUGUGAGGCCACCAAAUUAAGAUGGGGAUUUGCGGGAUGAGCAUUGUGGUAGCUCCAUUUCUUGCUUCUGUCCCUAGUAGAAGCGUUUACUCAACACUCAUGUUUGGACUGGGCAUUCAGCUGGGAUCAGAGAGGCCAAAUCCAUUGCCCACCCCAGCUUUCUCCUUUGCACCUCCAGAUAGAGUUAAUGCACAGCUGUUCUUUCCCCCUUGGCCCAUGUGAAUUGCCUAGGUAACGCCAUGGUCUUCAAGCCUUCUCCCUUCACCCCUGUCUCCGCCGUGAUGCUGGCAGAGAUCUACCAUGAGGCUGGAGUUCCUAAGGGGCUUUUCAAUGUGGUGCAAGGUGGAGUUGCCACAGGCCAGUUCCUGUGCCAGCACCCGAAUGUGGCCAAGGUCUCUUUCACCGGGAGCGUUCCUACAGGAAUCAAGGUACAGGACACCAAUGCCGGCUGGCAAUAUUGAACUGCAAAGUUUAGCCCUCUGGCUUCCCAGGUGGUAAGUCUACAGGAGCGCAAGCAUGCGAUGCAAAGGCCAGUUUGGAGUACCUGGCAUGCCUCUGGAGUGGGGAAGGCCAGCUAGAGAGGCCCCAGAGAGCAGGAUAGGAGAAGUUUCUGUUUAUGCCUUUGCCAUUCGCUUCAGUCAAAUCCCUUUGGGCUUUUGAAUUGCUAGAGGACAGUGUGUUUUGAGCAAGCCGCAGAUGUAAAGCAUGUCAACACUGUACUUACAGUCGGAGCUUUCCAUGUUGUAUCCUUUGGGGAAAGCACUAGCCUUUCACCGCCUGCCUUUCAAUCCAUGUUGCUGGAGAAUUGUCUGGCAAGGACACAUGAAAAGCAAGAUGAAAUUUCAGCCCUGAGUGGUUAAAUCUAUCAUGUGUUACAAAAUGCUUUUAUGCAUGGAAGACAGAGUUGUGUUCGCGUAACAUCACUGUAGGCUCAGAAUUGCUUGACAUUUAAUCCUGACUUAUCACCAGAAAGUAUCUUCCAUAAGCAAAAGAUAUAGAUGCUUAUUCAGCAGACUCCCAAAUGAGGAUGUCCCUUUUCACUUGUCUAGAGAUUUUGCAGAGUUGUGAUAGACUUGCUUGUGUUGCUCAUACACCUUGUUCCAUCUUUGCUUCAAUAGAUCAUGGAGAUGGCAGCCAAAGGGAUCAAGCCAGUUACUCUGGAGUUGGGGGGCAAAUCCCCCCUUAUUAUCUUCUCUGACUGUGUCCUGGAGAAUGCUGUAAAAGGAGCUCUCAUGGCCAACUUCCUCACACAAGGCGAGGUGUGGACCUCCUGAGGAGCUUGUUUAUGUCUUGUCAGGGAAGUCCAAAGUUCAGUGGUAACAUUCUUCUACAGCUGAAAAAGAAAUCUGUCAUUUCUAAAUUACUGCAGCAUGGAAGGCCUUGGUUUUUAAGAUAAAUGAGAAUCUGAUCUUGACAUGAAAACAGAUGCCUGUAAAGUCCCAACUAUUUAGGGCAAGAGGCCAAGGCCUAUCCCUUUCUUACUGGUGGGCCUGCUAGGUUCAUGUUUGCCCCUAAAUACAAGGCAGUGAAACUUGUUGUAUUUAGUCCACUCUUGAACUUGAAGCCAUAAGGCUCCAUCAAGAGUACACAUGUUGUAACUGUAAGUCAGACUUUCUUCAAGAUACCACUAACAAGAAUAUAACGUUUGAUUAUAUUUUUUACUGACAUGGAGUUCCAUUUGGAUUUGGGGCCAUAGACACCCAAAUGUCUCAGGCCAUUUCUGCUUUGCUUUAUGCCGUAGUUCACUCUUGUCUGCUCUAUAUUUUCCCCACAUGGUGGCACUGAGGGUUCUAAGAAAAUCUUUCUGCUCUACUUCCCAACAAACUUUUUUAUUAUCUCAUUCAAGGGAGGGCAGCUCCAGUUUUUCUGGUGGGCUAGAUUCUCAAUAUUCAGAGGACACAUAAGAAGACACUUCAGUGCUAUUCUUAUAUUCUAACAUUUGUUUGCUAUGCAAAAAGUGGCACUACAGCUCACACUCUUGUACUGUGUGGAAGAGUCUGAUUUUCUCCAUUCCCAGGAGAUUUAAAAUCAGUGCCAAAGAUCCAGUGAGUAGGUGGCUCAUUGUGGCUACCAGAGCCAGCAAGCAAGGUGUGGUUGGUUGGUUGGUUGGUUGGUACUUUCUUAGAUCUCUCUCUGUGCCUCAGGUUUGUUGCAAUGGCACUCGGGUGUUUGUGCAAAGCGAGAUACUGAAUUCCUUCACCAAGGAAGUCAUGAAACAGACACAGAAUAUCAAAAUUGGCGACCCCCUGCUGGAAGACACACGGAUGGGAGCACUUAUCAACCACUCCCACCUGGAGAAGGUGUUGAGCUUUGUUAAACAAGCAAAGGAUCAGGUGAGAGUCAUGAAGUAUAUCAGAUAGCUUCUCUUCACCCCGAGAACAUCAUACAGACACCAUAUUCUGUGCUCACAACAAAGGCUGUGCCUGGCAAGGCAUACAUGGAAUUUUGAUAUAUAUGAAGUUGUGUUCCCAUCUUUUGCUAGGUUCUGAGGGACUACAUCUGAACAGUUCCUGAUAACUUACAGGAAAGUUGACUUUGUGGGAUGUGCUGUCAGUGUUGUACCUCCCCAUAAGUAGCAACAGCAGAUUCAGCCAUUCAUGUCAAGCAAAUAAAUAGGGCUCUUUUGCAGGGGUGGCCAUGCUGUCAGUUCUCUGCUUAUGGAUCUAGCAGGUCGCUUCAGAUCUGUUGGAGUACAUUCUCCCUGCAAGAUUAAAGGUUAUGAAAUCCAGAGUCAACAUAAACCCAAGGAAUUUGAGACCAUUUGACUAUUCACAUUUAAGGACUUUGUCCCUCAAUUGUACUUUGCCUUCUGGCAAGGGUUAUGACUUUUGUUUGCAUGGUGCUCAGAUUAUCUCUUUUCAAGACUGAAUAAUGCUGUCAGUUGCAAAAGAACCCUAUGGAGACUAGGAUGGACUGGUCAAAGGACUAUAAAUAGAGGGCACUGUCCAGCAAAGUAGUUCUGUUAUUUCAGCAACUUCUGUCCCUUCCCUCCCCUCUCCUCUCCCUAAAUCUGUUCUGGGAGUUGCCCAACCCUCUGGAGCAUAUCUGGGGAGGCUGUGUAAGGAGGGGGGCAAGAGGAAAAGAGACGGAGAGGGGAAAUUCCAUUGCACAAACGGAAACCCAUGGCUAACGCAACAACUUCACUGGAUGCUUCCCAUAGUUUCCUUUUAAGGAGUCUAAUGGUUUGCUCUGGACAUUUUGCAUUUACAGGGCGCAGUGGUGCUGUGUGGAGGAGAAGCCUAUGUGCCAGAUGACCCUAAGUUGAGUGGUGGCUUUUACAUGUCUCCCUGUGUGCUAGGUAUGAACCCCAUUAUUGGUUGAUUCUCCAACAUGGUCAGUACCAUGUUGGUGCUGAAGGGGAUGGAAGAUGAGCACAGUGCACAGAUUUGUAUGGCAUUUUUAGCUGAAGAAAUUGGCUUCCUUAUAAUCUUUCCUGAGGUUGAGAAAGGAUGGUGGCCCCUUUCAUUGUUCUGCAGCCGCCUAAUGCUAUGAUCCGAACUACAUGAUCAGAUGAUUUGUUUGGGAUGGUACUCAAGGUCCACAUGUUUGAAUGUUCUGUACUAUAAAUAACCUCCUGUGCAGAGAAGCAAUUUCAUCUCCUUACAUAGUAGUUUUAUUUAUGCAGGAAGCUUUCAUAUUUAGAGUAUUGAGGGUGCAGUAAAUAAUUCAGUUGUCAGGCACUGAGCUCCUGUCCACACUUUACUUGGAAGCAAGUCCUGUUGUACAAAGUGGAAUUUAUUUUCAAAUAAACUUGCAUAGAUUUAUAGGCUGAUAGUUUGUCCAGAUCUAAAGCAACAAGCAGGUAGUUCUGAAAUCCCAAUUUGUUUCAUAACUGCAGAAUAACUGGGUGGGAGAAUCUGUUUCUUCCUCACUUGUGCAUUCAGAACAGUUGCAUACCUAUUUAAUAUUAUUUGAUCACUUCUGUGUUGCACUCAGGAAACUGUAAUGACAACAUGACAUGUGUACAAGAGGAGAUUUUUGGACCUGUCAUGUCCAUCCUGCCCUUUGACACCGAAGAGGAAGUCCUAGAAAGAGCCAACAACACUCAUUUUGGCCUGGCAGGAGGUGUCUUUACCAGGUACCAUCAAGGAAGGGCAUAGGUUUCAGGGAGGGAGAUGGAAAAUGAAACGGGCCAGACUGGACAGUAAAUGGGGCUGCCUGCUCUGUAAUGUGGCAUCUGUAGAAGAUGCAAGUUGGGAAGCAGCACAUCAGCCCAGAUCAUGAUGGCAAAUGCUUGCUGCCAGUUGGAAUUGUGUGCUAUCCUCAUCAGCUGGCAUUCCUCCGAAGUGACAGCUGUGCCUAGUGGCAUUUGGCCUACUCUAGCCUGUCCCUUAGGAAGGCCAGGGAACACUGCAGGGUUUCUGGGCCUUGGGAGACACACUGGUGCUUCACCCCAUCCUUCUGCUUCCUAGGGACAUCCAACGGGCUCAUCGAGUCGUGGCUGGUCUCCAGGCAGGGAUGUGCUUCAUCAACAACUACAACGUCAGCCCUGUGGAGCUGCCCUUCGGAGGAUACAAGAUGUCAGGUGAGCUGCUCAGCUGGUGGCAACAGUGCUGGGCUUUGGUUCUCAGCAUAUUACGUACCAGUUGGCAAAAGGGAAUGGAAAUAUUAGCCAAGCUUGGGUUGUGGACCAAGAGAGUUGCAGCCUUCCAGAGGGAUGUGGUGCUCGCCAAGAAUCCUGAUGUCAUUUAGUUCCUCUGGCUUAAGGUCGUUCUGGGUGUUGGCCAUACAGCCUGCCUGAAACAGUUUGAGAUACAUACAUCUGUUGUUUGCAGUGCUCACCCUGUGAGAAAGGACAUGCACAUGCUAACUCCAGCUUUUAGGUUCACCUGUACAUACACUUAAGUAAGGAAGUCCCUUCCCUUGGGUCCUUUGCAUUCUCACAGGUAAGUUGCCAGCAAGCUUACUUCUGAAACCUUCACAAGGAAAAACAUAUUUUUAAGAGCAAAUAGUGGCAUCAGAUGCUAUGUUCUCCAUUCCAUGGUGCAAUUCCUGCCAUGCAGUUUUCCAGAGUUCUUCUCACAGGGAGCCAUAGAGUUGCAGUCUUACCAUGGACCUCUCUCUUGCAGGGUUUGGCCGAGAGAAUGGCGAAGCAGCAAUAGAAUAUUACUCUCAGCUGAAGACUGUCUGCGUGGAGAUGGGCAACGUGGAAACAUUGUUCUAAUGGCCUGGUCUUGUCCAUUUAUUCCAGCUAACACUCGACUGAAGUGCUGUGUGCCAUGGGGGGAGGGGGGCUGGAGUGUGUGUUGCUCUUGCUGCCCCUCUCUUUCUUUGAAUUCCCUUAUUCUACUCUGCUUCCUUGAAAUAAUUCAUGGUGAAGAUAGGAGAAAAUGUUCCUAUCCACCAGUUCUCACAUUCUGCCUCUUGCCUAAUUUUCUGACUUUAGGAGCAGUGCAUGCCAAAAACCACCUGCUCCCAUUUAGAGGGGCUGUGACAACGUAUCUGCUUGCGAGCUCCGUAUUUUAGCUGUCAGGUAACUAGACAUCUACUACCGCAAUGAAGGUAGAUCAUAUAUAUCUGCUACCUUUUCUAAUCUGGCACUUUUGUACACAGUUUUCUGAGCAAAUAAAAGAGCUGCUAUUUCAGUAUUAAUUGCAUAGAGCAAGAGGUAAUAGCUCUCUUUGCCGUCAAGGGACACCUGUGCUGUGGAGGUGGAGGGGUGGGCAUAUAUACAUGCACAGAGUUUAGCCGUCCCCAUGCACCCAUCACAGACAUGCGAUCCAUAGGGUCCCUAAUAGCUAUUUGAUUUAAAUGCAAAAUUCAAUGGGGGGGCUGGCAGGGGUGACAAGCUGCAUUGUGACAUGUGACAGUUUCACAUGGUGAAUGCAAUCUGCCUCUGGUGGAACUGCCUUAAACCCAGAGGCCAUCAGCUGUGCCCAGGUCGGAAGGAGCCAUGGCUGCUUUAAAGAGGGAUGGAGCUCUCUGGCAAACCAUGCCACUUAUGUAGGAAGCAAUGUCACUGCAGCAUUUUGUAAAAAGCGGGUUAUCAGCUAGCUUCAGAAUCAAUUCCCCAAAGUUGGGAGCCUCUGCCUCCACCUGGAACAAAAUCUGUCACAUGUUCCUUCCUCACAGAUUGUGGGAAAGCAGCAGCAGCGGUCCCUCUCUGGCUUCCCCACUGAGCCAUGGAUGCUUCAGCUGAGAUUCCUGCCUUGCAGGGGGUUGGACUAGACGACCCCUGGGGUCCCUUCCAACUCUACAAUUCUAGGAUUCUAAGGGAUUGCAGGUGACCUUUCCCUUAGUCUGUAAGAGGGGAAAGGGGCAUUUUGAGGAGUAUUUGCCAGACUUCCUUCCCUACAGCCUGAGCAAGAUGUGCUCUGCUUCUUAGGGCCAGUAUUGCCCUUGGAACAGUAAGUCUGGGGUCUUUGUGCUUCUCCUGUAAAACAGAAUCUAGACUUGUAGUGUUGGGGGACCCCAAGGACCAUCUAGUCCAGCCACUUGCAAUGCAGAAAUAGCACAAGGCAUGUGGCCAACACACCCUAAAGACAGGCAUGGCCAAACUUGGCCCUCCAGAUGUUUUGGGACUACAAUUCCUAUCAUCCCUGACCACUGGUCCUGUUAGCUAGGGAUGAUGGGAGUUGUAGUCCCAGACAUUAGGAGGGCCAAGUUUGGCCAUACCUGCCCCAAAGAUGCAAGCAGAAAGCCAGGUGUGGCAAGCCAAACGUGGUAUGUUGUGAAUCUGUUUCCUGGGAAUGAUGAAUAAAUAACACCAGAGGGACAAUGCCUCUGGAAGACCUUUGCCUCCUCUCCAGGGGCCACAUGGCAAAGCAGACAACUCUAAAGAGAAAGGUUUUGAUCCUGAAUUCUAGCACCUCCAAGCAGGUGAAGAAGGGAAAUGGGGGGGGGGGGACUCUGUUAGAGGGCUACUCCCAUAUCCCUCCUGCCUGUUCUGAGGAGAAAAAUGUCUCACCUCUUCACAGUAACAGUCCUGGAGCUUUCUUAGUUUCCUCCCCAGACAUCUUGCCCCUUAAGGGAGAAGGGAGGUGGCACAGAUAAGUUGAAAGUUUGGGAGACUCACUUUGUAACUCCCGCACAGAGAGGGAACAUGCCAGAUGUUCAGAAAACCACAGUCCAGCAUUCAAAAGGCAGAAAUUAAACUAAAGGUAAAUAACCCACAGGAACUUCAUCUUCCAUCAGCUAUUAACACCCUCCGUGCUUUUGCCUGUAAGAGCUAAAAAACCCGGAAGCAAACGACCCUUGGCUGAGGUUGAGCCACCUCCGCUUCCUCAAGACAGUUCAGCCUCCUCCCCAGCAGGCUUGGCAGUUGCUUCCCUACAGAGGACCACUGUAGAGAGGCUAAAGCAGAGCUUUCCAAACUGCUGGCUGCAGUGUGUCGUGUGAAUGCUUCCUCCCGGGGCUAGAAAGGGAUAACCUCCAGUUCAUAAAACUGAAUUACUGUGGUGUGAAAUGAUGCAUGUCUAAAAAGCAUGACAAAUUUGGAAAACUCUGACCUAAAGUGUUGGCUGCACAUUCUGUCCACUUAGCACAUUCCUUAGCCAGCCCCAAGGCGACAGAAGAAAAGCCCCUGGAAGAGGGGCAGAAAGGAGACCCUGUGGAGCUGCCGCUUAAGGGAGAUCUGUGAGAUCCUUUUAUGUCUUUUGGGUGGUGCUCCUCUUCCCUAUGAAGAGGAGCUCUCCGUCUAUGAUAGAGGUCCUUUACCUCUUUGUAAAUGUACUGUGAGGGCAGAGUGUAAAAGAGGAAGCCUUCCAAACCAGUUGCCUUAUCAAGGCACAAUGGCUUUAGCUGAUCAGCAGAAGCCCAAAGAAUGAGCUCAAUGUGGCUCUCUAAAUGGGUGGCUUAGGCAUUUCCCACACUUUUCUCACACUCGACCACAUGACCCCAGGUAGAAGAACAAUAGCCAGAGUUGCGCAUGAGAGCUGAGCUGAUGCUGGAAGCUGGAGGAGACAGCAACGUCUUGCUUGGUGUUGGAUCCAAAGCUGAGUUUGGGCUCUCCUGGAAACCAAAUGAGGAAGCAAGAACCUUUCAGUCUCAUGGACAUAUGUGUAAAUAAAACCAUAUAUCCUAAAGACACCACCAUCUUGGGAUGACCUUCAUUCCAGGACACCAAGGAAAUGCAGGCGCCCCAGGAACCUCUUGCCGCACAAAAUUGGGGUGGCGUGCAACAAUAUGUUUCCAUCCAAGCUGGUGAACCCUGUAUAUUUAUAAACAAGUAGAUUUUGCUAGUUUGCAUCUUCCCUACAAAUCCUCUUUUCCUUUUGUGGUCAUUUCUUCUUUUAGAUUGUCAUGCUCAGAUUGUUGUUGUUUUCUAAGCUGCCCUGUGAGCUUUUCUGGCUGAAAAGCAGGGUAUAAAUAUUUUGAAUGAAUAUCCAUAUGUGGGAAGGGGAAAGGUGGAAACAUGAUGGCUGGGGGAGGGAAGGCCCCUCUCUCAUGGGAGCAUCAUCCCUGAAGAAGAGGAACACAAGUCAUCCUACUUGCAGACUGGAGGACACUCUUUCCCUGUUCCCUGUCUUCAGGGAGCACAGUCAGCUUUCACUUGUAAGCAGAGGAGGCGGGACUGCCGACAUCUCCCUCGCGACCAAGUUGUAGACGACUGUAGAAGUGAGCAUGGGAAAGGCCGUUCCUUUCCAUGGGAACCUACAGACAUUUGUCUCUGCAACACUUGCCCCUGGUCUCUUUGGCUGUGCACCAAAAAACCUUGAAGCUGAGCUGGAGCUGUUCGAAGAGCAGGCAUCAGCCAGCCCAGUAGGAGAGUCAUCUGGAGUUUCUCUGACUUCAUGGGCUUAACUUCUUGUGGAGGAUACUGUAGGGAAAGAAAGAAAAAAUACUAGGGAGAAUCUCCAUUGCUAAUUUGAUCUGCUCAGCUGGCUUCUGAUGUUCCCUCAGUUCUCACAGCAGCUUUCCCAUCAUCUAAAGUCUUAUGGCAUGUUUAUGAUGAUGAUUGGCAUUUCUCAGGCCCCUUAAUGUCAGAAUAAAAAUAACUGCCCU
This is a messenger RNA of Podarcis lilfordi (Lilford's wall lizard), 23319 nucleotides long. The record is from the annotation of a GenBank genome assembly. Lineage: Eukaryota; Metazoa; Chordata; Lepidosauria; Squamata; Lacertidae.